UUUUUUUUGGUGGUUGCAUUAUUCACACAGGGGUGUGCAGUUCCUUAUUUCUUUUGACCAUUCUUACAUUUCAUAAUAUGGCUAGUCAAUUCAAGACAGCAACAUUAGAUAAUAUUAAAAGAUUUGCACCUCAUAAACUUUUUGUUCAAAUACCUCCGCAAGUACCCUCUAUUGCUCAUGCUCGAGAAAUAUUUAAAACACUAGGCAAAUAUGGUCCAAUGAUAGAAUAUACGAUUAAAAGAUGCCCUGAAACACAUCGUUAUCUUCAUUAUGGAUUUGUUGUUUAUAAGCAUUCUGAAGAUGCAAACAAAGCGCUUGAAGAUCAGUUUAUUAAAGUACAAUCAGAAUUAUUUGACAAACCUUUUGAAGUUAAAGUUGAAAGAUCAACGAUAAAAAAUGCGAGGAUAAACAAUGAUUAAACAUGUGUAUAUUAUAUUUAUAUAUGAAUAUUUAUAUAAAUAUGUGUAUGUAUAUAUUUAU
This is a messenger RNA of Cokeromyces recurvatus, 480 nucleotides long. RefSeq lists its product as uncharacterized. The coding region runs from base 78 to 419 and encodes 113 amino acids. NCBI's taxonomy places the organism in Eukaryota, Fungi, Mucoromycota, Mucoromycetes, Mucorales, Mucoraceae. The record is from RefSeq and is a predicted model, not a curated record. Gene Ontology annotation, molecular function: RNA binding. The transcript has 2 exons.